UGAGGGCAGCACCUAGCUGCCUUUCUACAACCCUUCAAUCUGAGAUCCGCAGUGGCAUUAUUUGGCAUACGCUGGAGAAGCGCAGGACAGUCUGCAGUGAGGCAUUGUAGGGGUCAGCCACCCCGAGGAGAGAAUGAGACAGCCGAAGGAGACGAUGCUCUUCCGGAUUUUUUAAAAUAAAGGGUGGAGGACAGAGUAGCAGUGGAAGGCUGCGGUGUGGGGAUACACGCGUUCGAACUGAUGAUAACCAGCUGCAGUAGCCUAUAGGGCAGAAUCCUCGACAACGCAGUGUCAAGAAAUAUACGCGGCUAUACUGGAUAGUGCAGUUCGUGUAGUCCACACAGCUGAGUUUGGGGGACGGCAGAAUUUUUAGCCUGCCAAAAUGAACGGUAGCCGAUAUUCUAUCGAUUGGAAAUCGUUUUUAAUGUAGUGAUUUUUUUACUUGCAUCGACGAUUUUUAGUCUAUGUCAGGAAUUGCAUUCUUGAAGGAGAGUGAAUUUGAUGGCUUUCCCAUACAGAAGAAGAUAGCUAGCCUGCUGGACUACCGUUAGCUAAUAGAUUCCAAUUAGCUACCGCUUAGCUUGUGCUGAAAUAGUUACUGAUUUUGCGAUCUACACCUCGGCUGUUGACGUUUGGAAUAAUGGUUUUAAGAUUUCCCAGAUGUCCCAAAUGCAAGUUGUCAGCGUCGGUUGCCCUCGGUACAUUAGUGCUGUGCUGGUUUUACAUCUAUCCAGUCAAUAGACUUCCUAGCGACAAUCAGAUCAUAAAUGAAGUGUUACAGCUGGGACAGACAUGGAAGAAAAACGAGACGACCGUCCACUUGUACAGGGAGCUGCUGAUGGACUGCUGUGACCCUCGGGAGAAGUUUGCGGUCACCCGGGGAAACACUCCGCUGGGGACCGUCCUGUGGUACGACGGGGAGCUCUUCUACUUCCACACAGUCAGCAACCACACCUACCCGCUCUUUGUGCAGGAGUCGCCCAUUAAGGUGCCCCUGAAGAAGUGCGCUGUCGUCGGCAACGGAGGCAUCCUCAAGGGCAGCGGCUGCGGCGGGCACAUCGACCGGGCGGACUUCGUCAUGAGGUGCAACCUCCCGCCGCUGUCCGAAGACUACACGCAGGACGUGGGCUCCAGGACGCACUUGGUGACGGCCAACCCGAGCAUCAUUGUGGAAAGGUUCCAGGGCCUGAUGUGGUCGCGGAAGGCGUUCGUGGAGAGCAUGCGGGCCUACGGGCGGAGCUUCGUCUACAUGCCGGCCUUCUCCUCGCGUCCCGGGACCGACCCCUCGCUGCGGGCCGGCCACGCCCUGGCCGACUCGGGCUCGGAGCAGACGGUGCUGUUCGCCAGCCCGGACUUCCUGCGCAGCGUGGAGCGCUUCUGGAAGGGGCGGGGCGUGCGGGCGCGGCGGCUCUCCACGGGCCUGUUCCUGGCCAGCCUGGCGCUGGGGCUGUGCGAGGAGGUGGAGCUGUACGGCUUCUGGCCGUUCGCGGCGGACCCGCGCGGCCGGCCCGUGGGCCACCACUACUACAACGACGUGCCGCCGCUGUGGGGCGUCCACGCCAUGCCCGAGGAGUUCCUGCAGCUCUGGGAGCUGCACAAGGGCGGAGCGCUGCGCAUGCGCGUAGACAGAUGCCCCCGGGAGGCCGACUGACCCCCCCCCCCCCGCCCGCGACCCCCGCCGUUGCGCCACCAGUGUCCUCCCCAGCCCAGGGACACGCCGCACCCCCAUGCCCCGCCCUCCCUCUCUCCCCUCCCCUCCCCUCCCUCCCUCCCUCCCUCCCUCCCCCUCGUCUCAGGCGUGACAUGGUUAGCUAAAGCAGCAGAGCGAGUGUUGUGGCUUUGUGUGUCAGCACUAUUAACGCCACAGGCAUUGGUCAAUCAUUUGAAAUGGGAAUUUCCAAAAGGACAAAGUACCGCGAGUGUCAGCUUCCUGGUCCGUCAGGAACAGCCCUUGUGUUUUCCCUAGCUGUUUGCUUAUCCCUGUACCCUGGAAAUGACUUCUAGGCGCCCACGCUCCCCCCAGAUUUGGGAGGGUUUCCAGGUUUUACUGGCGCAGUUAUGUAUCUGACUUCCCGAAACAGGCUCCUGAAACUGUGAUGCUUUGUGUGUUUCGGUCAGCUGGGAGGCUGUAAGGGGUUCCUCUGUUUUUGUGUGUGUUCCCUUUUUCUUGAUGUCUGCUUUGUAGUUUUCAGUUUGCUAUGUUUCAGAAUUCUUCGCAAAAAGAAAACCCUUUCACUGAUGAUGAUCGGGAGAAUAAGGGAAAUGUUGUAAACUCUGCACUCCUAUAUGUGAAAGGUUUAGAUUCUUUUCUCUGUGGGAUUUUUGUAUCCAUUAGUAUUUUACAUUUUCUCCGACACGUUUUCAUCAUUUUGUUUUAUCAGAGUGCCACGAGCCUGACCAGUUAUACACAAGGUUUUGUAACAGUACAGAAGUUGGUCAAGUGUUUUUGUCACAAAUUUCUGCUGUAAGUUUGAGUAACUUUUUUUACUGUGUUCAAAAUGGCUGUGAACAGAAAAAUACCUCAGUUGGCCAUUUUGACUGGUCUAGUGUUUCCGAGGUGACUGUGAUAAUUUCUUUGUUUGACAGCUUGAACUGUACUGCAUGAUGCCGUUCUGCAUUCAUUUUGUGUUUUCUUGACGUUUGUGAAUUUUGUCGCUCAUUUCUUCGCCUGACCAUCAUAUAGAGGGAAGAGGGAAUAGAGGACGAAUGAGCCUGGACCCACCAGAGGGAAAAAAAAACAAAAAAAAACUGCAUUUCCCAAAAGGACAAGAUUUGCGUAAAAUAAACGCAGUUUAAAAUUUUCA
Molecule: messenger RNA, 2804 nt
Organism: Anguilla rostrata (American eel)
Lineage: Eukaryota; Metazoa; Chordata; Actinopteri; Anguilliformes; Anguillidae
Product: alpha-N-acetylneuraminide alpha-2,8-sialyltransferase-like
Exons: 5
Coding region: 641-1651 (336 amino acids)
Biological process (GO): N-glycan processing; oligosaccharide metabolic process
Molecular function (GO): alpha-N-acetylneuraminate alpha-2,8-sialyltransferase activity
Source: RefSeq, a predicted model, not a curated record